Molecule: messenger RNA, 3082 nt
Organism: Doryrhamphus excisus (bluestripe pipefish)
Lineage: Eukaryota; Metazoa; Chordata; Actinopteri; Syngnathiformes; Syngnathidae
Gene: kcnh8
Product: potassium voltage-gated channel, subfamily H (eag-related), member 8
Biological process (GO): potassium ion transmembrane transport; regulation of membrane potential
Cellular component (GO): plasma membrane
Molecular function (GO): voltage-gated potassium channel activity
Source: RefSeq, a predicted model, not a curated record
ACUUUGAUGGGGACUUCGACAUUAAGCAGGGAAAAUGCCUGUGAUGAAAGGAUUACUUGCACCGCAGAACACCUUUCUGGACACUAUAGCAACGCGCUUUGAUGGCACUCAUAGUAACUUCAUACUGGCCAACGCUCAGGUCUCCAAGGGGUUCCCCAUCGUCUACUGCUCUGAUGGCUUCUGUGAGCUCACAGGUUUCUCCAGGGCGGAGGUUAUGCAAAAGAGCUGCGCGUGUAAGUUCCUGUACGGCCCUGAAACCAGCGAAAGCAUCAUCCUCAGCAUUGACGAUGCCUUGGAGGGACGCAAUGAGUUCAAGGAUGAGAUCAUGUUUUAUAAAAAGACAGUGCUGCUCUUCUGGUGCCUGCUGGACAUUGUACCAAUUAAGAAUGAGAAGGGAGACGUGGUGCUUUUUCUGGCUUCUUUUAAGGACAUCACUGACAUUAAAGCUAAAGCCAUCCAAGACGACAAGAAGGAAGAGCGGCGGCGUGGCCGGAUCAAGACACGGUCACCGUUCAGCUCGACUCGCAUGCGGAGCAGCACAGUGCUCUACCACGUCUCCGGGCACCUCCACAGCAGAGAGAAAGGCAAAAUUAAGCUCAAUAAGAAUGUAUUCGGUGACCCUCCUGCCCUCCCAGAGUACAAGGUAGCAGACGCCAAAAAGUCCAAAUUCAUCCUGCUGCAUUACAGCACGUACAAGGCCGGCUGGGAUUGGUUGAUCCUGCUGGCCACUUUCUACGUGGCGGUCACCGUGCCGUACAACGUGUGCUUCAUUGGCGAUGACGACGACCUGACUCGCAGCACAACCGUCAGCGACAUCGCCGUGGAGAUUCUAUUUAUCUUGGAUAUUGUUUUCAAUUUCCGCACCACCUAUGUCAGCAAGUCCGGGCAGGUGAUCUUUGACGCUCGACAGAUUUGCAUUCACUACCUGACCACCUGGUUCAUCAUCGACCUGGUGGCCGCUUUGCCCUUUGACCUGCUUUAUGCCUUCAAAGUCAGCGUGGUGUCUGUAGUGCACUUGUUAAAAACGGUGCGCCUGCUGCGUUUGCUGCGCCUCCUCCAGAAAAUGGACCGCUACUCUCAGCACAGCACCGUGGUCCUGACCCUGCUAAUGUCCAUGUUUGCCCUGCUGGCCCACUGGAUGGCCUGCAUCUGGUACAUCAUCGGAAAAAUGGAGAUGGAGGCCAACGCCUACAACUGGGAUAUUGGAUGGCUGCACGAGCUGGCCAAGCGCCUGGAGUCGCCGUACUACGCCAUCGGAAACGUGAACAGCACCACCAGCGGCCCUUCCAUCCGCAGCGUUUACGUCGCCUCGCUCUACUUCACCCUCAGUAGCCUCACCAGCGUGGGCUUUGGCAACGUGUCGGCCAACACUGACGCUGAGAAGAUCUUUUCUAUUUGCGUCAUGCUCAUCGGAGCAUUGAUGCAUGCAUUGGUGUUCGGAAAUGUGACAGCCAUAAUCCAGAGGAUGUACUCCCGCUGGUCCCAGUACCACACCAGGACCAAAGACCUGAAGGACUUUAUCCGUGUCCAUCACCUGCCGCACACCCUGAAGCAGCGAAUGUUGGAGUAUUUUCAGACAACCUGGUCAGUCAACAACGGCAUCGACUGUAAUGAGCUGCUGAAGGACUUCCCGGAUGAGCUGCGUUCCGACAUCACCAUGCACCUUAACAAGGAGAUACUGGAGCUCUCUCUCUUUGCCUCGGCCAGCCGGGGUUGCCUGCGCUCCCUUUCGCUGCACAUUACAACGACCUUCUGCGCUCCUGGAGAGUACCUCCUCCGAGAGGGCGACGCUCUGCAGGCCAUCUUCUUUGUGUGCUCCGGGAGCAUGGAGGUCUUGAAGGACGGCAUGGUGUUGGCCAUUCUUGGUAAAGGGGACCUGAUCGGGGCAAACUUGUCCUUAGACGACCGAGUGAUAAAAACCAACGCAGACGUGAAAGCUCUUACUUACUGUGACCUGCAGUGUAUUAACCUCAAGGGUUUGUACGAGGUGCUGGACCUCUACCCAGAGUACUCGCACCACUUUGUCCAAGACAUCCAACAGGAUCUCACAUACAACCUGAGGGAGGGACAAGAGGCACAUGUGAAGGCCAGACUGUCCACAUCAACUGUUGAUCCUCAGUCAGGUGUGAAAAGAAAUGGCCGCCUUGUUCAGGGCUACGCUCCUCUCGCCGAGGCCCAGGGGGGACAUGACAAGGACAAGAGGGAGGAUGAUGAUGGUCUGUCAUCGGAGCAGAACACAGCAGUGAACCUCAGGGGCACAAGUGGAUCAUCUCCAGCGGGCCAACCCGGUCACAGAAGCAGGGGUCAGAGCUCAGAGAGGUCUCGGAGGAUGAGCCAGGAUAUUACACUCGUCACUUUAGACCCUUCCAACCUGAGCCCCAGGAUAGUGGACGGCACAGAGGACAAUAAGGGGACAGAAAGUCCGCUGCAUAUUCCGGGUUUCUCGUCCAGCCGUGGUUGCCGUGGCAAUGACCCCAACAGUGCCUCAGCAUGCAACACAGAUAUGCCACAGAUCAGCACAGCAGAAUUAGCAGCAAAAGCAGAGGAAACGAGGGGACAGCUGCGGCAUCUUAACCAGCAGGUGCUAAACCUCGGCAGGGAAGUUGCAGACCUUGGCCAAGUGAUGAAGAGGAUGGCCCAGCUCAUGGAGACCCUGAUGUCAACCGGGCCCCAAUCAGCACUGGUCUGCUCCCCGGGGCACCGCAUGUACCUUCCCCACAAUAAGCCACCUUCAUGUUUUCCUUCUCCGCCCUCGUCUCAGACUGCCUCCAAAUGGGCGGACACGCCCAAGUCACUGCCUCCCUCACAGCAUAGCCCCCAAACGCGUAGACCCCAGGACCUUCCACUAGGGUGCGCCCCAUUUCCCUCCCCCAUCCCCGCAGCAGACGCUUGCCUGACUUCCUCGCCCCUUAGCUCGCCAGAGACUUGUCAAUACAAGGACAGGCUUUCUACCUCGAUAAGGUCAAGGGUAUGCAGUCCACCUCUGCGGGACGGGGGGUAUGCUAGCCCUCAUCGGAGCUCUGGGUGCUCCAUUCAGUAUGGACCUGUGGAGACCUACCAGAACCAACCCAAGAGUUUGUAG